AUGGCUGCAACAGUCGACUCAACGCGGCCCGCCUCGCAGGUUGACAGCUUGGCUUCCGCAUCUCUGCCGGUCCGGGCAGUCCUCCGCACGCCGGAGCUGUUAGAGCUCGUUCUUCUGCCCAUAAGCCAACGCGCCCUCCUGACUUCGGUCCAACGAGUCAACCAUUGGUUCCACGAUGUUAUAUCCGCAUCUCCACGCCUACAGACAUAUCUCUUCUUUCGUCCGCGUCAACCCAUUCAUUGGGACACUGUUGAGAUCAACCAUUUGGUCGCCGACCUCCUGCCCGAGAGCUUCAACCCUAGCGCCUUGCUCAUGAGGAGCCGUCGCUUUUGUUGGGUUCCCAAUGCUCCCAGGGAGCUCCAUAUUUUGCAGUGCCAGUGCGUGACACACCUCGAAACAAAUAGCUGUCCUUCCGGGGAGGAGACCGAGGAAGAGGCUGGCCAGUGUGACCCAGACAGUUCCUGGUGUCGGCCAGAAGCGAGCUGGCGGAAAAUGCUUGUCCUCCAGCCCACCAAGAGCGCGAAAGGAGAGUUGCCUCCCCGUCGUUAUCGCAUCAGCGUUGAACCCCUGCCCCCGAACGCCUUUCUAUUUGGGCAUCAGAGUCUCGUGAUGGGCCAGCUUCUGUCGCAGGCUCGACAGAAGAGUAACGAGGAUAUCUAUGUCGUCUUGGUCCUAUUAUGUAAUGGAGCUGGAAAAACAACACCGCUCCACAUCUUUUUGACGAAGCGCACGAUUCGAGGGGGCAGUGAUGUGAUAUACCUCGUGGCAAAUUUCCCACGCGCCAAAUCGCAUGAAAUUGGUACUGAAACAACAAGCAUCGAGAUUUGA
Molecule: messenger RNA, 828 nt
Organism: Truncatella angustata
Lineage: Eukaryota; Fungi; Ascomycota; Sordariomycetes; Amphisphaeriales; Sporocadaceae
Exons: 1
Coding region: 1-828 (275 amino acids)
Source: RefSeq, a predicted model, not a curated record